Messenger RNA from Ziziphus jujuba (common jujube), 2020 nucleotides. RefSeq lists its product as uncharacterized. The transcript has 5 exons. The coding region runs from base 342 to 1586 and encodes 414 amino acids. The record is from RefSeq and is a predicted model, not a curated record. NCBI's taxonomy places the organism in Eukaryota, Viridiplantae, Streptophyta, Magnoliopsida, Rosales, Rhamnaceae.
GUUGCCCACUUCUUCCUUGUAGGCUUGCAGCGUUUUCAUUGCUUUGUUUUUGGUCUCCUUCUUCUCAGACUCUCAGCCUCUGUGUAUUGCUUUGGCUUUUGUUUUCCUUUUUUUUUUUCCUCUCUUUCAACGGCAAAUCCUGGGAUAAAAAAUAAGAAAAAUAGAGAUCUUUGGUUCUGGGUUUUGUGUUUUGCUUUAAGAUAUGAUAUGGGAAAGAGAGCAUAUGUUAAUGGAGGAAUGAGGUUUGAGAAGAAUGAGUGACUGAGAGACUGAGGGGAGGAUCGAAUUUCUGAACCAGUGGGAGUGAACCUAACAACACCAAAAUAUAUAAAAAGCCUAAAAUGAUGAGAUAUCAGAGAGUAAGCCCAGAUUGUCUUCCCCUAAGCAAUGGGAAAAAACCAAGCAUGAGAACACUAUGCAAAGAAGAUGGAGCCACAGAGAAUAAUGGGAAAAUGAUCCAAACAAACGGGAAUAACACAUCUUCUUCUUCUUCUCUGGAAGCCAAAGCAUUCAGAUUCAGAUCCCCAGCUAGAAAUCAAGACCACCACCACAGCCUAAACCAGUUUGGAGGUGGUGUAUCUGAUAUCAAUAAUCAUCUCCACCACUCACACCACGAAAAUAACUCGAACACCCACCAAAGCCAGAGGCAAGAGAGCAGUCCCAGUCCCACACCAAGCCCAAGCCAUGGCAGUGGAGAUGUGCUUUUGCAGUGGGGACACAAAAAGAGGUCCAGGGUCUCAAGGACCGAGAUCCGAGCACUGACCGAUGAGUCUUCAUCAUCGGCUCAAGCAAGGCAAGGCGUUAAGCUGCAGAGGAGAGUGGUCCAUUCAUCUUCUUCAUCAGAGAAGUUGUCUGCCAACUCUACCAUGCCACCACCGCCGCCGCCGCCACCGGUUCCUUCGAUAUCGUCGUCAUCUAACGGCAGAGCCAGAAAGGAAACCUCUGGGUUGCUUCCUAGCAGGAACUUGGAAGAUCGAGGCGGUGCCGGAAACGGGUCGCCUUUGAGAAACAACGGAGGCGGUAGCAGUAGCCGGAUUGUGUCUAGAUCUGCAUCAGCAGCAGCAGCAGCAGCAGGGAAACGAUCUCCACCAAGUCCACCUGAUAAUAAAAAUGAGAAAAAGGUAUUGGGUUGUUCAGGAAAAUCUGGAAAAGAAGACAAGGCAAAUGGAUCAUCAGUGCAAGGUGGUGAUAGAGUGAAUCAUGUUGACUCUUCAUCAUUGCAAUCAGAACAAGAAGCAGCAGCUGCAGCUAAUACCACUACUCCUACUAAUAUUGCUCCUUCAGCUGCCGCUGUAGGGGGAGAUAAAGUUAACAGCUUUGAAGUGAUUGAGUGGCCAAGAAUUUUUGUUUCCCUUUCAAGGAAAGAGAAAGAAGAUGAUUUCCUUGCAAUGAAAGGCACAAAGCUUCCUCAGAGACCCAAGAAAAGAGCCAAGAAUAUUGAUAGAACUCUUCAGUAUUGUUUUCCAGGGAUGUGGCUAUCUGACUUGACAAGGAAUCGCUAUGAGGUUAGGGAGAAGAAAUGUGUGAAGAAGCAAAAGAGAAGGGGAUUGAAGGGAAUGGAAAGCAUAGAGAGUGAUUCUGAAUAGUGUAUAAUUAAUUACUCGUUAUAUUUUUGUAAAUCCAGGAGAGGCAAGGCAAAAGAAAAAAUAAUUUAAAAAAAAAAGUGAGAGGAAGAAGAAGAGGGUGUAAAGGGUAGUAGUGGGUGGGAGUGGGAUCCACCACACCAAAGACAUUUUGAAUACCCACACCAUACCACUCUCUCUUUUCUUCGCCUAAAAAAGUUUUUAUCAUUUUGAUUUUUGAGGACACAGACUAAGACUGAGAGAGAGAGAGAGAGAGAGAGAGAGAGAGAGGCUUAUAAUGAUGGGAAGAGGCCAGCGUGUUGGUGUAUUUGUGUGUUUGAAUCUGAGAAAGAAGGAGAUUGGAGGAUGUGGUUCCCACUUCAUGUUUUGACACGUGCGCAAGCGCUUGGCAGCAUGACUCAUGUGCGGCCCAACCAGAAGAACCAGACUUGAUACAG